CGUCCACACAGCAGCAGCGACAGCAGCAGCAGCAUCAUCAUCAUCAUCCCCAUUGUAUGGGCUACACAGUGCGUGCAGUAGUAACAGUGUUGUGAUACAGCACAGAGAACACAUGGCGAUUGGUGGAAUGGCAUUCCAUCCUUGAUCUCAAACUGCACAAAGUUUGAAGGAAGGAUCCCUUAUCCACUUUGGCUGGCCCCAGGCGAUGAAUUUUGGUUUGGUGGCAAGAGAUAUGUGGACAAGAUUUUGCGCCAACGUCUGCCACCCUCAGCUCAGCACCAGGAUGAAAUGAAAUCACGUAAAGGGGCCGACGAGCAGCUGCCUUAGCAAUGUCCAAGGUGCUCAAGAAGCGCGCGCACUGGAGCGCCAAGGUGCGCGAGGUGGUGGCGUCGCGCUGCCGGGACGGCUCGCUGGGCUUCGCGGUGUGCGGCGGCGCGGACGCGGGCCAGUUCCCCCACCUGGGCGAGGCGGUGGACCACGAACGGGUCGUCUACCACCACGCGGCACGCCUCCAGGGGGGCCACCUGCUGCUCGAGGUCAACGGCACGCCCGUGGCGGGCCUCACGCGGCGCGACGCGCUCGCCGUCAUCGCCAACUGCAAGGACCCGCUGCGGCUCAAGACCGUCAAGCCAGGCAGCCUGAUUAACAAGGACCUGCGGCACUACCUGAACCAGCGGUUCGCCAAGGGCUCGCUGGACCAUGAGUUCCAGCAGACGAUACGGGACAACCUCUAUCUGAGGACGACGCCAUGCACAACACGGGCACCUCGAGAAGGCGAAGUGCCCGGAGUGGACUACAACUUCAUUUUGCUGGCCGAAUUUCUUGCGCUGGAGAAGAGCGGCACGCUCCUGGAGACGGGCACCUACGAAGGAAAUUUCUACGGGACCCCGAAGCCCCCGUCGGAGCCUCCGGCAGGCUCGCUCCCUCUGCCCGAGCCGAGGCCCGGCCUGGGCUCGCGUCGCAAGCGAACCAAGUCCGUGAGCAACAUGGAGCACAGGGAGGGGAGCCACGCGGGCCGGGCAGCCGCGCUCAACGGCGGGCGCGACUCGGGCGACUCGAGCGAUGGCGACGGGGCGCCCGCAACGCGCACGCAGACCACACAGGCUUCCCAGCGGCGGGGGGCGAGCGGCGAGCGGCCCCCCAAACUCCACGAGCACCCCCUGGGUUCUGCGUCGCUGGGUGGGCCCAGCUCGGAGGGCUCCAACGGCCUGGAGGUGGGAGGGGGCCACGGGGAGGAGCUGGGUCCGCUGCCCGGGAACUGGGAGAUGGCGUGCACUGAGAGCGGGGAGAUCUACUUCAUCGACCACAGCACCCGCACCACGUCGUGGUUGGACCCCAGACGAGUGCAGAAGCAGAAGCCGCUGGAGCUGUGCAAUGACGAUGAGCUUCCGUACGGAUGGGAGAGGAUCGAUGACCCGCAGCACGGCGUCUAUUACGUCGACCAUUUGAACAAAAGAACUCAGUUCGAAAAUCCGGUCGUGGAAGCGAAGAGGAGAAGGCAGAGUCAGCGAGCGGACGUCUCUUCAUCGACACUGCCUCGUUCGAAGCCUGGAGGCGGGAGCCCACACCCCCAGAGGUCUCACAGUGCCAACGACCUCCUCGUCACCACCUCCUCCCACGAUUCACAUCCGCCCGAGCAAGGCGUGUGGGUGUUUACGCGCGACCCGCGGGAGCUGCGUGGCUCCUCUGUGCGCGCGUCGCUACUCAAGACGAGCCAGGGCUUCGGCUUCACCAUCGUGGGCGGAGACACGCCACGCGAGUUCCUGCAGGUGCGCGGACUCGUGCCCGACGGACCGGCCACGCGAGACGGGCGCAUGCGAAGAGGUGACGUCAUUGUGUACGUGAACAACACCUGUGUGCUCGGCUUCACCCAAAAGGAGGUGGUGAGGAUGUUCCAGUCGGUGCCAGUGGGCGAGUCCGUCGACCUUCAGCUGUGCCGCGGCUACCCUUUGCCCUACGACCCCGACGACCCGGACCUGGAGGUGCCGCCCUACCAGGACGGCCGGCCAUCCGACCGCGGGGGGCCCGGCUCGUCCAAAUCGAUGCCGGACAUCGCCGACAGCUCCCACGCGCAGUCGCCGCCGACCUACGACCCGCACCGCCGGCCGUUUUCGCCGCCCACGUACAUCGCCAAGGCCAAUGGCUACUACGAUGACAGCGGCUCGCAGACGUCGUCCGUCGGCUCGCAGCCCGAGCUCGUGUCCGUCAAGAUCGUCAAGGGGCGCGCAGGUUUCGGCUUCACGAUCGCCGACAGCCCGAGCGGGCAGCGCAUCAAGCAGAUCCUGGACAGCCGCCGAGGCCUGGAGCUGCGCGAGGGAGACCUCAUCCUGGAGAUCAACGGGCGCUCGGUGCGCGAGUGCUCGCACAUGGACGUGGUGACACUGCUCAAGGAGUGUGCCACGGGCGCACAGGCCUCCAUGCUGCUGCAGCGCGGAGGGCAAUCGCCGUUCUCCCCCAACAGAGUGGCGCAAAUGCAGGCUUACGAACGACACGACAGCCAGGGCAGCUUGACACGGGACUCGCCGCCCCGACGCUUCUCGCAGCCUCCGGCCCUGCCACCCGCGGGCAUCGCUCCGUCCCACGCGCAGCCCCCCUAUAGGCGACCUCCUGCCGAGGAGUUCCGCGGCCGGCAGGAGGCGUCCCGCGUCUACGAGGACCCGCAGAGCCUCUACGAGGACUCCCAACGAAACAGUUACCAGGAGAUCACGAUCCACCUGCGGAGGCAGGAGGCCGGGUUUGGCUUCCGGAUACUCGGAGGAGAGGAGCUUGGUCAGCCGAUCCGCAUCGGAGCCAUCGUGCCGGGCGGCUCGGCCGACCUGGACGGCCGCAUGCGCUCGGGCGACGAGCUGGUGUCUGUUGACGGGAUCCCCGUGUCGGGGAAGUCUCACCGCAGCGUCAUCGGCCUCAUGCAGCAGGCGGCACGCAACGGGCUCGUGGCGCUCACCAUCCACCGGCCAACCCUCUCCGCCGGCGCCCAGGGCGACGGGCGAGGAGGGGACGGGGUGCAGCGCGGGCCCCCCUGGAGGGAGCAGGCCCCGUACCCCGAGGCCCCGGCAGGACGUCCGUCCCCCGAGCACUACCCGGGCCCCGCCACGCGACGGGCCUUCACGCCGCCGCCGCCGCCGCCGCCGGGGGCCGACGACGCUUCCGGCGGGCACGCGCAGCCGUACGACGUGGUGAUCCAGCGGCAGGAGAACGAGGGCUUCGGCUUCAUCAUCAUCUCGUCCGUGAGCCGGCCUGACGGCGGCGCCAGCAUCGGUCACAUCAUCGAGGGGAGCCCUGCUGAGCGUGGGCGGAGGCUCAAAGUUGGGGACCGCGUGGUGGCGCUCAACGGGCGCUCCAUCGUGGGGAUGCCCCACGCCGACAUCGUCACCUUCAUCCGCGACUCGGGGCUGCGCAUCACCCUCUCCGUGCUCCCUGCGCAGGAUGCCAAUGUCUCCCCCUCUUUGAGUGGUUCCUCCAAGCCCAAUCUGGCGUCUACAUCGCCUGCCCUCCUGCUCGCUAACCGAUCGGAAACCCGGCCAAGACAGGACACAAGACUCCCAUCAAUCACAUCUACCUCGGACGGCGAGUACUUUGUGGCAGAGCUGGAGAGAGGCAACACAGGAUUUGGCUUCAGCAUCCGCGGCGGGAAGGAGUACAGCAUGGACCUGUUCAUCCUGCGCGUGGCCGAAGAGGGCCCUGCCAUCAGGCAGAGCCGCAUGAGGGUGGGAGACCAGAUCAUGGAGAUCAACGGGGAGAGCACACGCGACAUGAUGCACGCUCGCGCCAUCGAGCUCAUCAAGAGCGGGGGCCGAAGGGCACGGCUCCUGCUGAAGCGUGGCACGGGCCAAGUGCCAGACUGCGAUGCCUCCGAGGGAGCGCCGAGAACGUGGGACAGGGGCUUGUGCCUCCCCUCCUCCCCGUUCGACCGGCGCGAUCGCCUGGGCCAGGGAAUGACUACGGAGUCGCGCGGCGGCCGAGCCGGCUCCGUCCGAGCCCAGCCCUCGACCCCGUGCGCACCCCCCGGAGAGCUCGCGUCCCGGCGGCGACGACGUGCGGACUCGCUGCCCCGCGCCAGCACGGGACCCCCGGGACCCUGGAGGGUGCCGGCACUGAGCAGAGUUGCCGUUGUCAAGUAGCCGGCCACCGCGGCGGUGACGCCGGGAUACGGACCCGGCCAACUCUGGCCUCCUGAGCUAACACGGCCUCUGAUACCCCCUUUUCCACUGGCACACCUGAGCGAAGCCAGCACGGGGGCCCUCACAGUAACAGGUGGUUUUCCACUGGCUAUUUGCUGCGCCGAGCCAGAACCAAACUGUGGUCUUGGGGCCAAGCAGGACCAGGGGUGGGGAUAAUGACACUUUGGUUGUGUUUCAUGUCGGUCGCUACGCCGAGAACACGGCAUUCGCCAUGUCCAUCUGUGUACACCUCGACUCGUCCAUUGUGGUUGUGACAUCGGUGGCACGGCUCGGCUCGGCUUCUGCAGUGGAAAAAUAACCCGUCGCCUCCUGAGCCACCGCCGGGCUGGCUCGGCAUGGCCCCGGCACGGCUCUGUUGUGCCAGUGGAAAAAAGUUGUAACCGAUGCUGGACGUAAUGAGGUACCCCCUGUGCUGGUGUGCACGAGCUUUUUUUGCCUGCCCUCCGAUAAAUGAAGUGCCCCCCCCCCCACCAGACUGUGCGAGCCCCUCAACAAACGAAGUGGUACGGGCUCGCUUUCUCUUGUAACCUGCAAGCAUCACCUCCAUGCAUCAUGCGCUGCUACCUCUUUACGUGACCGCCACGGCCACCCGCUCUCCCUCCAUGUGAAGUAACGUAACGCCCAUUGUUAUUAUUAUCAUCAUCAUCCCUGUAGCCGCUGCAUAGCCGCUGCGAUGAGUCGGCGCGCGCCUCCGCGUUUCACGUUGUCCGCCCCUUGAUGAAGCUCGCGGCAAAUGAAAUCCCUCGGCCGGCUUGCCGAUUUUGCUUUCGUCGGCGAGCCCCGGUCCGCUCCUGUUGCACAAUCUUCACACAAACUUUUACAGAGUCAGUUGUGCUGCAGCUGCAGCACUCCGUCGCCUUGCUCGGAGGUGGGGGACGCCGACGAUGUGCCGGGCGACGCCCGUUAGAAGCCGUGCGAUGAGGGCACCGUGCACGCUGGCCGCUCGGAUGAUUAUUUUUGUUGUUCGCGUUCGUGCGAAAACGGCGACGCUCCGAUUUUGAACCAAAUUCUCGAAACCUGCACGGUCACUCGUCGCGUCUGGUGCAGUUUUGCCGGCAUGAAACAGCGGCAGACCAAAUGGGGGGCCCCCGUCAUCGAUGCGUUUGUAAUAGCCCUCGCGUUGCUUUGACGCGGGAAAACUAUCCCGAACGAUUUUGGUUCGUGCGAGCAACGUGCCAAGAAGCGUUAAUGCGAAUGUCGAAGCCAGUUCUCGCCGUAUUGGGCCACAGGGUCCGACCGGCAGUUGUGGCAGAGGAAUAAUAAUGUUAUCGGGCAUCCGAGCGACUUGAGAAUGCUAAGGCAUGCAUGCAAAGCCCUCCCUGCGGGAGGAGGCUUGCAAAGUUUUAGGAAUGGGAAGAAAGUCACAAAGUCACUGUGACAUCUCCAAAAAUAGCUCUGUAGACGUCAGGGCGAGUAGUCUAUCACAUGGGCAAGCCACAUUCAACUUAACACUGGCAUUUAUCUACAUUUAGCCACGGGUCUUUUAAACAUAUAUAAAUUUUACUAUAAUUUUUUCGUUUGUCUUCUGAAAUAAUUAUACGAUAGCAUUUAAUUCUGCCACUUAAUGGCUUGUAUGAUUUGUUAAUGCAGCUUACAGACUCCCUCGGUCUGAUUAUGUAAUCUUUGGGAAUAUUUCGUGUGCACCGUUCACUACUGUAAUUUGCUUAAACUUUUAGUUUUUGUAUUUAUUUUAAGUAUACAGAAACAUUCCUUGCACGCGUUCACAAAUAUUAUUUCCGUUUAUAGCCACGAGUUCACCUUUUUACUGUAGACCAUCGUAAAACAAUGAACUUUUUUUACAUUGUAUUUUUGUACUGGGAAUAUUGUUACAAUCAACAUUAUUGAAUUUCACAUGAAAGUAAAAACCACUGGUUUGGUUCGUGGGUGAACGAAGAAGAAAAUGCCAUCAGAUUUCAGUUCUGUUUUUCUAAAUUGCAGAAUAUUAGCCAUUCUUUGCCCACAAAACAUCAGCAGAAACUGCCUUUUCCACCAAAACGUGAAUUAAGUCCCAAGUGUAUUUUUCAAGUCAAAGCCGAUUCCUGAUCAUCCAUUUUUCAAGCGCGUGGAUUUCAGAUCUUCAGCCUUGCAGAGACCAAUACCGCUGAAAGUAUUUUGUGUGCUUCUAAAAAUGACAUGACAACCACUGUGAGUGUGUGUGUGUGUCUGCUAAACUUGAAAACGAAAAGUUUUCAUCCUAUUAAUUGAAAUCCGACUGAUGAGAUGUCAAAUUGUUUGUGGGCCACAUAUAUGAUUAGUCGUGAUUUUUUGCAACCAAAAGUGAUGUCACCCAAUGCCACGAUACCACGUGGUGGGAAAAAAAGCACGGAUGUGGCAUAAGAACAGUGACAUCUUUUCCUGUGAUGACAUCCUUUUGGAUCGAUAGAGAAAAAUACAAUUCGAACCAAUCCAACAAGUGUAUCUCGGCCUGAUUUUCGGAUAUUUCGGACCAAUCUGAAAAUUAGGGAAACAUCCCUUGUUUUUAUAUAUAUUUAUAUUUGCUCAUCUUGCCAAGUGCAUAUCAUUUUUCACAAUCGUCAACAAGCAAGUGGCUUGAGUGGCAGGCUAAUUGAGAACAUUUUAAUGUGUAUGUCAUGCAACUCUGAACUGUAUUGAUGCCCCACUGAAGUCAUAAUGAGGUAAUCAAAGCUUUUAGACCAAUCUAAAUGCAAUAAUGAAAUAGUUUAAAACUCUCCCGAACGCUCUGUCAAAGGUGGUCAGUCUGAAUGGUUCAAACAUUAAAUUAUGCGUGAGCUCAGGUACGUAUGUAUGUUGAACUUUUUUUCUGCCGUACGUAGCCAAUCAUGCUAAUCGGAGGUGCGGGGGAAAACACAACAAACUAAACAGAAAAUAACUUGGAAAAAAAUUCGUUUUCAAUUUAGAAUGAGGUAGUUGAUAUGUCAUCGCGGUUCUCCCACGCGCGCGCACACACUGUCUUUGAUGUCGUUUCACAGGAACAAAAUCAAGUAGGCGUUAAUGUUGUCAAACGUGGGGGGCUACGCAAUUCUUCCACCUCGGCCAAUCCAACACGCAGAUGACGGGUCGUCAUAAAUUAGUGGGGUUUCUAUAAACGGAUCGCCUUGUACUAACACACGGGUGGAGAUACGCUCAAGCGCCACUCUGUUCACAUUAGGACCGUUGUGAGCUCAAAUGCCAUUGGGGGUCCUACUCGAAGCAUGAUCCUUCUGAAGGCAUUAGUGUACCACUUUGUGGAGAGUCAACAUUGGUUUGCCCUAUGCAGUUGCUAGCUCAGGACUGGCAGUGUAGAUAUAAGCCCCAACCUUUCUUCCUAGGAACCAUGGAAAUACUUUGGGCUCCUGCCCGGAUUUGGGCCAAGUGGAAAUAUAGCCCCAAAAUAACUCGCCUGUACUUUAGAUAAAACCCACAGUACAAACGAAUUAAUCACACUCCCGAGGUCCACGGAAAACGGUUCAUUAACCCACUUGUAAUACUGCCAUCUCCCGGCAAAACAUGCAGUCCAGUGGCUUUUGUGGAGUUUCACGGAUAAACACAUUGCAACAAAAAAAAAACUUUGCUUUCAGAGCACCAUAUUGCAUUUGUGCGGCACCGGACGAGUUUUAAAUCUUGCGCCAAUAGAAACUUUUAGUGAUUAAUUCAUUUUCACCUGCACAACAGUUGUUGCCACGUCUGUGUGGGAGAGCUGUAAGUGACACGGCAGUUCGUUCUUGCUCCUUCAACUCUGGGGCAUGUUUUUUUUUUUAACUAAUAAUAUUCAUCGCAAAUGUUGCUCACAUUUUUUGAGUUGCUGCAGAUUUUCUAAGGAAUUGAUAUUUGACUGAAAUUGACAGAACAAAUACAUUUGCCUCCUAAUUAGCGGUUUCACACAGCUCAAAUGUUUACUGUUUAGAACCGUGUUAAUGGAAAACUAGUUUGUGGGUAAUAACCAGUGCUUGAUUUUUGUCUUAUGAAUGGUCACUCAUGACGGACAUGGCGUGGGGGAGACCUUCAUCCAGCAGUGGAUUGACGAAGGGCUGUCAGUUAUAUUUUUAUGCAUUUAUCAUUGUAAUAAAUGAGGGGUAUGUGCAUUAUAUCUGUUGAUCUUGGGUAGGAUAAUUAUUUUUUGGGGAAUAAUCAUUAUUACCAUAUUCUCCAAAUCAUAAGAUGCUCUAAAAAGUAAAACUCACCCCAAACUUGGGCGUGUGAAUCCAGUAGUGAUACAAAUCUGGUCUCGCACACACACGCCUUACCCGAUUAUCAAAAUUAUGCAUCCCACAAAAUGUGCUUGAAAAUAUGGGGGCAAUGAAGUGUCUUAUAUUCCAGACAAUAUGGUAAUAAUAUCGUUCAGUGUGUCACUUGUGCCUGCCUGUCUGCUAAUCUUUGCCUCAAUGCGUCCCUAUUGUUCUACUUGUUCAUAGGUGUGGAUGUAUUGGAAAGUGUGACCACUUUAAGUAUUACUGAUGCUAUGAGCUUGAACAGAAGAUGUUUAGUGAAUACAUUCACACAUACUCGCUCAAUAUGAAAUCUUUAUCUCUCAUUGCCCCAAAUCGGCCAAUUUAUAAUCUUACUUCUCUGUGGUACGUGGCAAAACACUGACCUGGUUCCAAAUACUCGCCAUGACUGCUGUGUCAUUGUGCAUUGCUUUAUAGAUCUUUCAGAAUUACAAUUGAUGCUACGUAGACAAAGGAAAGAUAGUGUCCAGAAGUGUGGAGUAUUUCCACGAACAAUUAUAAAUUCAAAUAGUUUUCACAAGGCAUGCAAACGUUUAUAAUUUGCACACUCAUUUUAUGCACCGACUUGUAUUGGUUUAUGUUAAGUAAUCCCAAUAGAUAUUUUAAUGUUAUCCCAUUCUCAAUCCCUUUUUGUUUGUUCUUUAGCAUGUAGUCUUGUACACGGAUGUCAGCCUAUUAAGCUGUACCUGUUCAUGACAUACACACAAUCUCAUGCCAAAGUUUACAUAUGAAUAGACGUCAUGUGCCGACUUGUAAUACCGGGGCAAUCAAGAACAGCUGCUCAUUAAUCUAUAGAAGAAGUUGGUAUGUUGGACCUAUAAUUAACCAAUACAUGUAUUAGGUCUAAAUAAUGACGGUGGUAAGCACACUUCAGAUGGGGGACUGUCUUGUUAAAAAAAAAAAGUGUGAAUGUAAACGAUGCUGCCCAGAGCUUUCUGGGUACCAGGAUUGGAGGCCAAGGGAAUGACGCUCCUAUUCAUUAGUGACAAAGAAACAGGUCUCUUGUGAGUAAACAAAAAAAAUAUAUAUUUUACAAGGUAAGGCCCACUAAGCCCAUAGCUAUUUUUCAGAAGCGACCUGGCCACAAAUGAUAGCUCAACGAAGUGGCUUAUCAUGUGCGAAUUUAUAGCAGCCAACUGCUCAAAACCACAUGUUUCUAAAUAUGGAGGAAUAAAA
This is a messenger RNA of Lethenteron reissneri (Far Eastern brook lamprey), 9544 nucleotides long. RefSeq names its product membrane-associated guanylate kinase, WW and PDZ domain-containing protein 2-like. Gene Ontology annotation, biological process: signal transduction. NCBI's taxonomy places the organism in Eukaryota, Metazoa, Chordata, Hyperoartia, Petromyzontiformes, Petromyzontidae. Gene Ontology annotation, molecular function: protein binding. Gene Ontology annotation, cellular component: cell-cell junction; cytoplasm. The record is from RefSeq and is a predicted model, not a curated record.